GAUUCUUCUCUAUUUCGUUUCAUCUUCUUCACUGGUUAUUCAUCUACACACACUGAAGGAGGAGGAGGAAGAAGAAGAAGCAGAAGGGCAAAAAGACAACUACGAGAGAAGCUCGUGUUCUUCUCUCCUUAACCUUUGAAAAUCUCUGGGAUAUGUAAAGCUUGGCAAAAAGCAGAAUGGGCAACGACAUAUUUGAUGGGCAGAUAUUAGCAGAGAAGUUGUUGAAACUCAACAAUUCGCAACAAAGCAUUGAAUGUAUCCAGUCUUCUAUUUCUAUUCCUAAGACCACAGCGUUAUCCCGUUUGUGUAUUUCUCACCGGAAGAGAGCAAAAGAAAUAGUUGAAACGUGGGAUAAAUUAUUCAGCUCUUCCCAGAAAGAGCAGCGUAUCUCUUUUCUAUACUUGGCUAAUGACAUCUUGCAAAAUAGUAGGCGGAAGGGAAGUGAAUUUGUUAAUGAAUUCUGGAAAGUUCUUCCAGAUGCUCUCAGGCGUGUUUAUGAAAGUGAUGAAAAUGGAAAGAAAUCAGUAACCAGACUUGUUGACAUAUGGGAGGAGAGGAAGGUUUUUGGUUCACGGGGUCAGAGUCUUAAGGAUGAAAUGAUGGGUAAGAAUCCCCUUCCAUCAUCUACAAGCAAUGGAAAGAGUUCAAAUCCUAUCAAGAUAGUGAAGAGGGAUGCCCACUCAGUGAGAUUAAAACUGGCUGUUGGGUGUCUGCCAGAAAAAAUACUGACAGCAUUGCAUUCUGUUCUUGAUGAACAUCUUAAUGAGGAAGCUACCCUAAACAGUUGUAAUGCUGCUAUAUGUCAAGUGGGUAAACUUGUAGAAGAUGUUGAUUAUAUAUUGGCUCAAGGAAAUCAGCUGGGAUCCACAUUGGUGAAUGACUUGCAAGAGCAGGAAAAGGAGCUUAAGCAAUAUAUGAUGCAACUUGAAAAUGCUGAGGCUGCCCGGGGUACUUUGCUUUCCCAGCUUAGAGACGCAUUGCAGGAACAGGAAUCAAGGCAAGAACUUGUUCAUACCCAAUUGCUAGCUGCACGAGGCCAGAUUGAGCAAGCAGCCAGUAUCAUGAAGAGGCUUAACCAAGCACCAGAAGCCACGAGGGUGUUGGAACAAAAUCUUCCAUCAGUUCAACUAAACAACACCCCUCCUCAGCCUUCUUUCACCCAACCUUCUAUAUCUUAUGCUCCGCUCCAAACUACUGAAGAAGAUAAGAAGGCAGCAGCAGCUGCUGUUGCUGCUAAGCUUGCUGCCUCUACAUCCUCUGCCUUCAUGCUUACAUCUGUUCUUUCUUCCCUCGUUGCUGAAGAAGCUGCUGCCUCCAUGAAUGGCAGCUUGAAUUCUACUGGAUUUACUUCAGGAUUACCUCCUGGUUUCAAUCCAGAGAAAAGGCCCAGGCUUGAAAAACAAAUGCCUGUUUCUGAUGUUAAUGGUUCUGAUACAGGAAGCUCUUCUUUUUUCGCCACAUCACAGCAACCAUCAGUGGCAAAUUUGCCACUGACAACAUCAACCAGCUUGCAACCCAUAUCACAACCCAAUCAAUUACAAGCUCCAUUUCCUUCAGUGCCCCCACCUCCUCCUCAUUCCCCGGCAAAUCCACCAGCAAAUCAAUAUGUCCAACCUACUGGCUUGAUGGUUGGGGGAAUUCCUUAUGGAUAUGGAUCAAACAACCUACCACCUCCACCUCCUUUGCCUCCAUAUGUGGCAAUGGGGUUAUCAAGGCCAAGCACUCAACCAUCACAAUCACAGCAGUCACAGGCUCAGCAGGCACAGCAGCAACAGCAGUCAUCGACUGGAGGAUUUUACAGGCCACCAGGCAUAGGGUUUUAUGGGCAAAACCAUCCAUCAACACCACCAGCGCCAGUACCUAGACAGUGAGCAUUGUUCAAAGACCAACAGCUAAGAUUGCUGCAAGCUUUGUAUCAAGUUCCUUUGAGAAAUUUCUGUACGCUGAGGAUUUUCCUGGAGGCUGUGUAACAAUGUAAAUUAUUAGAAAAUUAGAUGUUGCAAGAAUUCUGUAACAUUACACACCCCCCCCCCCCCCCCC
This is a messenger RNA of Gastrolobium bilobum, 2040 nucleotides long. RefSeq lists its product as uncharacterized. Lineage: Eukaryota; Viridiplantae; Streptophyta; Magnoliopsida; Fabales; Fabaceae. Gene Ontology annotation, cellular component: RNA polymerase II, holoenzyme. The transcript is spliced from 9 exons. Gene Ontology annotation, biological process: mRNA 3'-end processing. Gene Ontology annotation, molecular function: RNA polymerase II complex binding. The record is from RefSeq and is a predicted model, not a curated record. Bases 177 to 1871 code for a protein of 564 amino acids.